This is a messenger RNA of Rangifer tarandus platyrhynchus (Svalbard reindeer), 253 nucleotides long. NCBI's taxonomy places the organism in Eukaryota, Metazoa, Chordata, Mammalia, Artiodactyla, Cervidae. The record is from the annotation of a GenBank genome assembly.
AUGCUCCAAGCCACAAGUGGAAUUUGUUGUUUGAAAGUGUGGAAGAAUUAUCUGUCUCAGACAUGGAUGCACCCACUUCGUGGGUUUGGAUUGACCCUCAAAGACCCGCCAGACUGGACCAAGGCCUCUGGAGCACUUCCCAAGAAGCUUCUUGCUUGGAAGAUUAGCAGUUUCUCCCCAAGCAUCGCUCUCAACUUGCUGAACACCUGGCAACAGUCCCAGAAGGAUGUGUCUCCCUCAGAUCCUAGGACAG